AUUUCGGUCAACAAAUAGACAUGGUACGUUAUAUUUCUGUUUACAAAUACAAUUGACCUUACGCAGAAAUGCUUGUAAAAUUAUUAUUAUUUUUCAAAGUCGCAGGAUUAACAUAUAUACUCAAGCUACAAUCCACUAACAUUCGUACGGUGUCAAGCAAAAAUAUUACAAGUUUUAUUUAUAUAACAUUAUUUUAUAAUUAACAUUAUAAAAUAUCAUUCUCUGUUAAACGACACAAGUUAUACCGUCCUAAGCGUGAUGUUGAAUCCUGGACCACCCAUAAUACGAGACCCAAUCGUAAAUUAUAAUAAUUUUUUCAAUCCGUACGUCUGUCAUGUUUGCAAAAUUUCAGAGAAUCUGCAAGUAUGUCAGUGGUGCCGUUUGAUCUCUUACUGCUGCAAAGAGCACUUGCAGUUGCAUCGAGAGCAACACAAAGAGUUUUGUCUGGCUGUAGUAAGCUUGAGUGACGAAAUAUACUACUCCCAUAAUUUGACGCUUAAGGAAUGGACUGAAUACAAGAAAGCUAAUGUGAGAAGAGUCAAGCAUAAGCUUGGUCGCGAUCUAGAAUCAUAUGAAGAGCAAAUAUUGCUAUUUGCAAAAUCGUGUCUCAUAUGCCGCCGCCAGAAUGACCUGAGUAUCGUUUGCAACACAUGCAUGUCGGUCACCAUGUGUUCUACGCACAAAUCGGUUUCUUAUGUGCACAGCUGCGCGUACCUACGGCUUUGUACAGGACUGGAUAUCAACCAUGCCAUAACAAAUGAAGAGGAUAUACUAAUACCGAAAGAGCUUCUAAGAUAUGAAUUUUUGAGCGACAUGACAAUAUAUCUUCAACAUCGUUUAAGUUAUAGUAGAGAUUUUGAUACUUGGAACUAUACUGAUUUUUUAUAUACAAAUUACUUGUCAAGACCAUUGACGUUGUUAUAUAACGUAAUAGGAACAAGUACAUACCCACUGAUAAGUGAAAUUACAAUUCACGUUAUAGCCGGAACCUUCACGGACCAUAAUAGUCUAUUGGCUUGGGAAGUCUUUUUACAUCAAAUGAAGUGUCCCUCGUCACUAAUUGUUGUAAUGAUAGACUCAAAAUUAGAAGAUGAUAAAGAGAUGGAGUUUAUAGAUCUUUGUGAAACUUGCCAGAUUCGACGUAAUGCACUUUGUUUUGAUUAUCAUUCUAAGACAUACAGUGAUUAUAUGAAAUCUGUGGAAACUGAAGAUCCAAAUAUAAUUAUGGGAUUUGAUAUAGAUUUUGAGAAGGAUAAAAUGGCUAUCCAAAAAGCAUUGACGUAUACCAGUAAGAACAUACCGUUAGUUUUGACCUGCAAAUCAGAAAGUAGGGCACAACAAAUUGUUGCGGAAAUAAGGACAACAUGGUACAAAAAGCCUAUCAUUCAGAAGAAGAAUAAUUUCGCAUCUUGUAGACCAUAUAGAGAUGAUGAGAGCGAUUCUGUGUUCUUUCAACAUCAGUAUAUAAUUGUCUAUGCUAAAAAAACUUACAAAAGGAAGCAGUUAGGUACUUCUAACAAUCACAACCAACCCAGCACCAGCACCAGCAGCUGUUUCUUGGAAGAAUAAUUGUAUCAUCACACUGAUCGUAACAUUAUAAAAUAUAUACAAGAGAUCGUAAUAACAUUGCAUUCCUGUUAAUGAUUUCCUUAAAAACUGCUCGGUGCGUCUUUAAUGUCCAUUAUGUAUCAUACUGAAGAUAGUGAAUAUAUUUUCAAAAGUACUUAAUAAUACGGACUAAUACCCACAUAUACAUAUACAUACACACACAUAUACAGGGAAGUCCACAUCGAGAAUGCUGUAUCAAACGAAACGCACGAAUAAAUCUGUCAAUAUAUAAUGCAGCUGAAUGAAUAUUGAAACAUGUAAUGUUUUUAUGACAUAAUGCGAAAUGGGCUAGCUUUAAACAAGAGAAAGUCAAAGUUAUACAUCACAAGUUAAUUAUGAGCUCUAUAUUUCGUGACCCAGAAAUGUACGAAAUCAAGUGUCUUUAUUUGUAAAAUGUAUUGUUUGUCGUAUUGUUAUUACGUAUUGUUUGUCGUUAAUAGGAUCACCUGACUGCACGACCCCGGCAUCGUAAAUUGCUCUAUUACGAUUAUUUCAAUAAGGAUAAUUUAGUAAUAUAGUAGAUUAUAAAUAGAUAGAGAGAUAAGAUGUUAUAUACGUAUAUAUAUGUAUAUAUAUAAUUUUUGUCGUAUAUAUAUUCUAAAACUAUAUAUUAUAUUAUACAUAAUUUUAAAACUUUCAGAUACAUGCUGGAACAUUUGUGAAUAUUUCAUUGGUGAAUAUUUUAUUAGUGCCAUCGAUAGUCGCCGAGUUGACAUAUGUACUGAAUGGCAAUUAUUCACUCAGUACAAAUUUUGAUGCAUGUAAAUAGAAACACAGAUGUCUCGAGUGUUUUUCUCUUUUGCGCGCCAUUCUAUAUGAAUAUUACAAAAUACCUGCCGCUUCUAAAUGUUAAGUAUGCGGGCAUAUUUUAGAUAUUAUGUCGACAUUUGGAUUGUCUACAGUGUAAUUUUUGUCUGUACAAUAUAAUAAGUUUUUCGAUCUCAAUGUUUGCCACGUAUGCAAGUCUGUAUAAGCUUUCAUGAAGUAUUUUCUGUGUGGUAUGCUUUCGUAUUACAACAACGAGCGCAGAUUAAUGUACAUAUCGAAUGAGAUAUAUCGAAGUUUGUAUAACAAGUUUAUAAUAAUGUUAAGUAUGUUGUGGAACGAGUACAACCCGCGUAAUUUGACGUUGAAAACAUUAACUAUGUCCAAAAAGAUGUAAUUUUAUCAUAUAAAAAAAGGAACUUUUGGACGUGAUCUGGUACGUGAUCGUACGUGAUCGUACGAAGAGCAAAUGUUUUUAUUUGCAAAAUUGUGCCAUAUCUGCCAUCAGCUGAAUAAUUUGCGAAUAUUGCAUGCCUAUCAACAUGUAUUCAGUUCACUGUUUAACUGAUUACGAAUAUUGCUCCUUUCCUCUUCGGUUUUGCUUGGACCUGAACAUCCACAAUGUUUUUGCAUCUGAAUACAAUCGAAACAUUCCUGAAAAUCUUCUGAGUAUAAGUGCAUGAGAUAUAUAUGAUAUGCAAUAUUUUACAAGCAGAGAUUUGCAACGUGAUAGAAACAUAUUUUUAUUAAGUGAUUAUUUUUUCAUUAUGUGAUUAUUAUGAAUAUUUUAAAUACUUUUCUAUAUUUUCGACAUUGUUUAAUGGGAUUUUAUAAAUCAAUUUAUAUAUUACAUAUUUUGCUGCCUCUAUACUAUUUUUUUACCGUUUUUAAAUCUUUCGGAAGUUUUAUAUUUGUACACAGUUUAGUAGCUUCGGAAGUCAUUUUGUAUGAACUUUAUCCAAAUACAAAGCAGCUAAUUAUAAUAAUAGGCCAAGAAUUAUCGGGAAAAUGAUAUGCAGAUUUGUGAGAGGUGCAUUUACCAUAGAAAAGAACUUCAGUGUUUCAUCGGAUGUUGUAUUUGAAUUUUGCAACCUUACUGCAUAUACAACUAAAUGUGAUUAUUGUAUUUAACGCAAAAUUUAUGAAUAAUAUAACAUUAACGCAAACUUUAGGAGCGAUACAGAAAGUUAUCCGUUAUUUACAACGUCUGCAACACUAAGUCAAGUGAGUGAAGAUAUAAUAACAAUGCGAGAAAUACUGUACUCACAAGUAUCACUCUUUGUUCAUGAAACCAAUUCCCAUCUUUUAAACCAUGCAGAGACUAUGAGGAUGUUUGUGUACUUUUUUAUGAUAAACAUUUAAUUAUCUAUCAGAACGUAAAAGUUUCGAAUAACCCAUGCCAGCAACAAUCUUAAUGUGUGUAAUUUCAACUAUAAUUAUAAGAAAACUUCAUGUACAAGAAUCUGCAAGUAUGUCAGUGGUGCCGUUUGAUCUCUUACUGCUGCAAAGAGCACUUGCAGUUGCAUCGAGAGCAACACAAAGAGUUUUGUCUGGCUGUAGUAAGCUUGAGUGACGAAAUAUACUACUCCCAUAAUAUGACGCUUAAGGAAUGGACUGAAUUCAAGAAAGCUAAUGUGAGAAGAGUCAAGCAUAAGCUUGGUCGCGAUCUAGAGUCAUAUGAACAGCAAAUAUUGCUAUUUGCAAAAUCGUGUCUCAUAUGCCGCCGCCAGAAUGACCUGAGUAUCGUUUGCAACACAUGCAUGUCGGUCACCAUGUGUUCUACGCACAAAUCGGCUUCUUAUGUGCACAGCUGCGCGUACCUACGGCUUUGUACAGGACUGGAUAUCAACUAUGCCAUAACAAAUGAAGAGGAUAUACUAAUACCGGAAGAGCUUCUAAGAUAUGAAUUUGUAUGCGACAUGACAAUAUAUCUUCAACAUCGUUUAAGUUAUAGUAGAGAUUUUGAUACUUGGAGCUAUGCUGAUUUUUUAUAUACAAAUUACUUGUCAAGACCAUUGACGUUGUUAUAUAACGGAAUAGAAAUAAAUAUAUACCCACUGAUAAAUGAAAUUACAAUUCACGUUAUAGCCGGAACCUUCACGGACCAAAAUAGUCUAUUGGCUUGGGAAGUCUUUUUACAUCAAAUGGAGCGUCCCUCGUCACUAAUUGUUGUAAUGAUAGAGUCGAAAUUAGAAGAUGGUAAACAGUCUGAUUUUAUAGGUCUUUGUGAAACUUGCCAGAUUCAACGUAAUGCACUUAGUUUUGAUUAUUAUUCUAAGACAUACAGUGAUUAUAUGAAAUUAGUGGAAACUGAAGAUCCAGAUAUAAUUAUGGGAUUUGAUAUAGAUUUUGAGAAGGAUAAAAUGGCUAUCCAAAAAGCAUUAACGUAUACUAGUAAGAACAUACCGUUAGUUUUGACCUGCAAAUCAGAAAGUAGGGCACAACAAAUCGUUGCGGAAGUAAGGACAACAUGGUACAAAAAGCCUAUCAUUCAGAAGAAGAAUAACUUCGCAUCUUGUAGACCAUAUAGAGAUGAUGAGAGCGAUUCUGUGUUCUUUCAACAUCAGUAUAUAAUUGUCUAUGCUAAAAAGACUUACAAAAGGGAGCAGUUAGGUACUUCUAACAAUCACAACCAACCCAGCACCAGCACCAGCAGCUGCUUCUUGGAAGAAUAAUUGUAUCACACUGAUCGUAUCAUUAUAAAACAUAUACAAGAGAAGUCCACAUCGAGAAUGCUGUAUCAAACGAAACGCACGAAUAAAUCUGUCAAUAUAUAAUGCAGCUGAAUGAAUAUUGAAACAUGUAAUGUUUUUAUGACAUAAUGCGAAAUGGGCUAGCUGUA
Molecule: messenger RNA, 5215 nt
Organism: Odontomachus brunneus
Lineage: Eukaryota; Metazoa; Arthropoda; Insecta; Hymenoptera; Formicidae
Exons: 5
Coding region: 3825-5048 (407 amino acids)
Source: RefSeq, a predicted model, not a curated record